CGCCCUUUCAGGAUGAGGAGAAACAAAAACAGAAAGCAAAGAUGAUGCUUUGCUGGACAAAGCCGGAAGCCGAAUCCACAACUGGUGACACUGACGCAAUAGUGAUAGACUUGAGAGGAAGAUUUUCAGGGGGCAGAAUGGACACAUUCAGGCAAAGAAAGUGAAAUUGUCCAGACUUCUGACAGACCACAUCGCGCUGAAAUCAGCCACGCUUUGUCAAACUGAGAGAGGCACAAGCAUUCAGAACCUUCACUGGCUCCGGUUUCCAGCCUCCGAGGGCUCCAUGCCAGACAGACUGAGCAUGCGGGCCACACUUGCCAUGACAGCCUGGAUGGUUUCCUUAGUUUCCAGCUAUGAAAACACAGCAAUUAGUUUGCCAGGUAUCGAAAAUGAAGAUUUCAUCAAAGACUGUGUUCGAUUUCAUAACAAGUUCCGAUCAGAAGUGAAUCCAACAGCCAGUGAUAUGCUAUACAUGACUUGGGACCCAGCACUAGCACGAGUUGCACAAACAUGGGCAAGAAACUGUCAGUUUGUACACAACGUUCAGCUGCAUUCAAGCUACAAGCUGCAUCCAAAUUUCUCCUCUCUGGGAGAAAACAUCUGGGCUGGGUCUCUAUCCCUGUUUUCUGCAUCUUCAGCCAUCACAAACUGGUACGAUGAAGUUCAAUACUACGACUUCAGGACUCAGAAAUGCACCAAAGUCUGUGGCCAUUACACUCAGGUUGUUUGGGCGGCUAGUUACAAAGUGGGCUGUGCAGUACAGUAUUGUCCCAGCGUUCAUGGCACUGGUAUUUCCCACGGAGCGCUUUUCAUAUGCAACUACGGACCAGGACAAUACAGAAGUUGGCCAUACAGAGAAGGGUCCACCUGCAGUGCCUGCCCCAAUGAUGACAAGUGUUUGGAUAAUCUCUGCAUUAACCCACAACGAGACAAAGUCACACGUUACUACUCUAUUGUGUAUCCUGACUGGCCAGUAUCUGUGCGCAACAGGAACUUAUCUCUCUUUCUCAUUGUUAGUCCACCAAUCCUAAUAUUGGGUGUCAUAAUGACCAUUUGGGUCAAGCACAGAUACCCUCAGUUCUUUUGAACUAAAUCCAGAAAAAAACCGCAACUCAUUCAUGUAUGGCUUUAAAAAAAUAACAGUUGGUUGUAUUUAUUUCUUUUAAAAUAUUUCAGAAAAAAAUGUUGCAAUAAACCCUUCAUCAAAAGAAAAAGUCUCAACUUCCUAACUCUAGAAUAAACUCAUUUUUACUUCCCACUUUUCUGUGAAUAAGUAUUGUUUUCAGGCUGCCACAGCUGUGACUUUCAGUAAGUAACUCAGCCCGUGUGUGUGUCUCAGCUUCUAAAACUACAAAAUGAAUGUGCUAGAUUUAGGUGAUUCUAAACGACUCCACUGGCCCUCAUUAGUAAAAACAUUUCUACAUAACUUGCUGCAUGCUGCUUCCAUGCUAAACAUCUGGUUUUCCCCACUCUCUUGCAAUUUGAGGUCUUUGGUUUCCCAUUUUCCCAGACUCAAAAGAGUAAUUAAGGGAUUUAAGAGGCUUUUGCUUUUGCUUUUUGCUUAUGGGUUGUUUAAUCUUAAACAUAAUAUAAAGUAAGAUUAUAAAAAGAAACCUAAUGUUUACUCAUUAUCAUUAGAGACAGCACUGCAAAAUCUGUAUUUAUCUUCCUCAAAACCAAGUUGUGGGACAUGAUUAUAUGUAAAGACUAAACAGUGGCAGCAAAUACUGGAUUUGAUGGAUAAUUACAAUAGCCACAUUCUAAAAAGAUCGUUACAUAAACAACCUAAAAAAUUACACCUAAUAUGCUUAGGCAAACAUGCCAAAACAGAAAAGGUGCAUGGUAUACAAGGACAUACAUACCACUCUGCAGCAUUAAAAUUAAAAACUCACACACAGAGAAUACAAUAAUUUAUAUUUAUAAAGACACAGCUGUUUAUAUAAACACUGAUUUGAAGAAUGACACAAACUAGAAAAAUGUGAUCAGGGUAUUCUUCUCACACAUAAGGCUACGAACAUCCUAGUAUCUCAAAAUCCUUUACAAAAGGAGAUAGCUUAAUGAGUUCUAGUUCAGGGGGUUUAUUUAGUGUUACUUUUUCUUCUUCUUCUUUUUUUCAUCUGUUUCCAUUUUAAGCUUAACUUCUUCAGCUGAAAGAGCUCCCAGUUUCUUAUUCUUU
This is a messenger RNA of Lynx canadensis (Canada lynx), 2176 nucleotides long. RefSeq names its product GLI pathogenesis related 1 (gene GLIPR1). The transcript is spliced from 8 exons. Lineage: Eukaryota; Metazoa; Chordata; Mammalia; Carnivora; Felidae. Gene Ontology annotation, cellular component: extracellular region. The coding region runs from base 284 to 1087 and encodes 267 amino acids. The record is from RefSeq and is a predicted model, not a curated record.